UCAACAAUCCCCCUCAACCAUCUAUCCACCAUGUCGUUCUUUGGCUUCGACACUGCACUUCCAGACGACCCCCGGGCCAAGGGCCCGGGAUUCCACGCACAUGCCAACACGGACGCUUUCAACCUAGGCGGAGCCGGUGUCGAGGAAGACCUCGCCGUCUAUCAGUGGGGCGAAGGUGACGCUUCCCUCUUGGAGGGUGGCGACGAGCUGAAUGACGAGACUUUUGGUGACUUCGACGACAUAGCCGCCGACUUCAACUUUAGCGCCGCGCCGGCACCCUCGAAGCCCCGUGUUGCCUCCACCAAGAGCCACUUUGGCCCUAAGGCUGUCGCGGACCCCUUCGCGAUGACUGAAGACGACUUCUACUCGUCGUCAUCGCGCCCCGCGCCGAAGAAGGCACAGAAAGCCAAGAAGAAGGAGCCCGAGCCGGCAUGGGCACGCGCAUCCCCGGCCAAUGCAUGGGGCGCCCAGCGGCCACCACAGCACAUUCCGAGCAUCGACGAGAUCGAGGCCGGCAUGGCCGCCGCGCGCGUCAGUGACAAGCGCGCCUCGCAGCCGAAGCAGGUGUUUUCACUCGAGGAAAUCGAGCGUCAGCUUGUCUCGGCCCCGCAACCUCAAACUGCGGCCGUUCCAGUUCCCGGACACCAGCGCAACGUCAGCCAGCACCAGCAGAUGCCGAUGGGCACGCCGCCGGCGCACCCCACCCCGCCUCCGCAGGGGAACUAUAAUCCCCAGGCCGUGCUUGACUCGAUGUUCCCUGAUAUGCGUCAGGCGCAGCAGGGCCAUGCGCCGCCUCCCCCGGGGAUGGGCCCAUCUCCCGUCCCAACGAUGCCGAGCGCACUGCGCGACAAGACCCCCGAGCAGCUUGCCGCCAUUGAGGCUCGUAUUGCCGCAAAGAUCGAGAGCAUGAGCAAGUUCAACAAUCUGAUGGGCAAUUCGGACAAGGACUUCAUCACACGUAUCCAGUUGUCGCAGCUCGCCACCAGCGACCCGUACACUUCCGACUUCUACGCGCAAGUGUUCUCAGCACUCAAGCGGCAGCAGGGGCCAGAGGGACCCAAGGGUCCGAACAUUGUGCAGGCCGCACCGGGGAUGGGCUUUGGUGUGGGCGGGCCCGCCAACCGCUUCGGCAAGAUGGGCAACGCGUCCAUGCAGCGCCUCGCGACGCAGGUUCGCAAGCUCGUCGCAUCGAGCAGCAAGCGACAGGCCAACAUGUCCAACGAUGCACUGCAAGGUGCGCUGGGCCGUGUACCUGCCCGCCGUGGCGCGCAGGCAACCCCGCGCCCUGUACUUAACGUUGGCAACUCCAAGGCCGACCGCCACCGCCCAAUGCAGCAGCUGAACACCAGCUCCGAGACGCGGCCCGCCCUUACUCGCAAGCAGGUCAUGUUUGCGCUGGAGGAGUUGUACGACCAGGCGCUCGACAUUGAGCAGCUGCGCCGCGACGCACCCCCGCCCACCGACGUGCCGCGCGUCGAGGCGUGGAGCCAGGCCUGUAACGCAAAGGUUGAGGAGAUGUGGCGCACCCUCAUGGUCAUGGAGCCGCUCGGCGUCAGCACACCUCACCCCUUCAUCUCCCUGCUUAACCCGCUCAAGGGCCAGCGUCUCUUUCCCCGUCUCCUCCGCCACCUGCCAAGCAACGAGUCGCUCACCCUCCUCACCCUUCUGGUGGCUACGUACCCGCAGCUUGACGUGGUGGCGCGCGCCCCUCCCCCGCCCGUCGCUGACGCAUCGCUCCUCACGAAGGCCGACCGGCUCGACCGCGCGCGUCGCGAGGCCGAGACGGACAGCUUCUUGCAAUACGUUGUUCCCGGCGUCGACACUCUCAUAAAUCAGUGCGGUCUCGGCCUGAUCUCGGGUCUACUGGGUAUCUGCUCGCAGCGCAUGGACAUUGGCCAGGUGGCAGCGACGCGACCUGGUGUAGCGCUGUUCACUGCGCUCCUCUCUCGCGCUCAGAGCCUCCUCCGCGCGCCGCCUGAGCACUCACCGACGGCCGAGGAGGUGGACCACUGGAACAAGACGUUCGCCUACUUCCUCUUCCACAUGGUGCCGCACUUGAACGGCGUGUUCCCGAGCUCGGUGGCGCAGAAGGCCGCCUUCGGGCCCGGCGCGUACCUCCUCGACCCGGCGUCGCAGCUUGAGGGCGUUGAGCUCGAGCGUCGCGAGGCCGAGGCGUGGGGCUUUGCGGCCGCGCUGGCCGUCAACGCGCCGGAGGACCGGCAGACCGAGCUCGUGGGCGCGCUGCGGGACAAGAUCCUUCACGCUGUCCAGGCCGCACGUGACCCGCACACCAACCGGGCCCGCGCCGAGCUCAAGCUUCGCAACGUCAACAUGUUCCUCCACGGUCUUGGGCUGGACGCGAGCAUGAUCGAGUAGAGGGGUUGUGUGCACGAACCACACAAUGCCCAAGGGGCGUAGCCUGUGCAAUAUACCCCAACCAUCCGCGCAGUGCAAGGAGAAGUCGAGUGGAGUGGAGUUAGAUCCAAGUCAUAGUCCGUAUGUGAUGCUUGCUGUCUUCUCGACGAUGGCGUCUGUCGAUGUUAUGAGUACAUGGCG
This is a messenger RNA of Cutaneotrichosporon oleaginosum, 2556 nucleotides long. RefSeq lists its product as uncharacterized. Gene Ontology annotation, molecular function: RNA binding. Gene Ontology annotation, biological process: P-body assembly; deadenylation-dependent decapping of nuclear-transcribed mRNA. Gene Ontology annotation, cellular component: P-body. Lineage: Eukaryota; Fungi; Basidiomycota; Tremellomycetes; Trichosporonales; Trichosporonaceae. The record is from RefSeq and is a predicted model, not a curated record.